UGCUACAGGCUCCACACGCUCCUUCAGUCAGUUUUUGAGCCUCUUCAGGCUUGCAGGUGGGCUUCAUGACAGCCGUGUGAAAAAAUCGCGAAGACAAAAAAGGGGUUCGUUUGAAUUUGCUCAAAUCAACAUCCGCUGAACGAUGUAAGGCGUCGCGCGCGAGUCUGUCGGGCUGAUGUGGAUCUGAUGUGGAGCUGAAACCUUCAGACCCACAGAGACAUUCAUCGACGUGAAUGAAAGACCAGCGGCGGACAUUCACAUCCAGCCUCUGCGCGGAAAGCAUGAGGAGGGUCUUCACGAACACACCGCUGCUCCUGCUGAGCUGCUUCGGAGCGUCGUGGGUCUUGGCUGACAGUCUGGCUGCUCCGGUGAACGUGUCCAUCAGAGAUCUGAAGGGCAGCUCAGCUGUGCUGACAUGGGACACGCCGGACGGAGAGACAGUCAUCGGCUUUGCCAUCACACAACAGAAAAAAGAUGUUCACAUGCUGCGCUUCAUCCAAGAAGUGAACACAACCACGCAGAGCUGUGCAUUGUGGGAUCUGGAGGCAGAUACGGACUACAUCGUGCAUGUUCAGUCUAUCAGUAUAAGCGGACUGAGUCCCCUCAGUGAACCGCUGCGUUUCAAAACCCCGAAAGAAGCAGAAACACAGGCCUCUAAGAGCAAAGACGAAGUGACCAUGGAGGAAGUCGGUCCGAACGCUCAGCUCAGGGCGGGAGAGCUCAUCAUCAUUGUGGUGGUUCUGAUCAUGUGGGCAGGUGUGAUCGCGCUCUUCUGCCGCCAGUACGACAUCAUCAAAGACAACGAGCCGAACAAUAACAAGGACAAAGCCAAGAACUCGUCAGAAUGCAGUACCCCUGAGCAUCCAUCGGGGGGCCUGCUGCGCAGUAAGGUAUAACCACGACCCUAUGAGAGUCCAGACCACACUAGGCAGGUGAAUUGUAACUCCAACCAAACUCCAUCAACAUUUCAGUUCAUGUCUAAAAGAAGAUGGUAUAAGCAUCAUUUUCUCAGUGAACAUCAGUACAUAAAUAUUUCAUAGGAUUAUAAAUAUGCACUUACCAUAAUGCAUUUUGGUAACAGCUGUUUGGAUUUAAACAGGCAAAUGCUUAAGAGAUCAUUAUUGCAUUACGAGAUCGCACUCACCGAAAAUAAUAAAUGUGACGCUGGUCAGAAUAAUUAUCACGUAAUGAGGUUUAAUUUAUGUUGCCAUAUACCUUCACCUCUUUCAUUUUUCAUUUACUCCACCAUGUUCUGUCCUCUCACUAACGUUAGACAUCUGCUUCCAUCUCCACAGUUACCCAAGAACAACAACAAUAACCGAACGCCAUCUGUGAACAUUAUCAAAGUGUGACGGGAGUCGUUUCUACUUCAGAGGACUCUUUUACCACACGGCUGCAGAAAGGCCAUAUGUGCUCCUCCUCAAAACAGGAAGCAGGAAUUUUUCAAAAGUUUCCCGAUGACAGCUGGAAUAAUCCACAGCGAGCGUCCGAAAGAGAGGCCAGAAAGGUGAACUUUCACACAGACCUGCUCUGGCUCCAGCAGUUUGGAGAACAGAUCUGUGGCUGUUCGGGGACAAGAGAAAACCCUCUGAAAGAAAUGCAGGGGGAAAGACCCAUUCAGAACACUUGUCUUUUAAACUUGAACACUCUUGAGCCUUUAUCUGGUCUUCUCUUUAACCCUUUUCAAAUGGCAUGAUCCACAUUGCUCUAUUCAGUGGUGAUGAAGGCUUUUAUAAUGAAGUAAAUCUGUAGUAAGAACCAAAUGGAGGACAAACACUAGGGUUCAAAUCUCUGAAACCACAUCUGGGAUUUAAAAUAAUCCUAGAAAUGAAUACAUUUUGGGGAUUUUGUAAUAUUUCAGACAGCUAUAAUGAAGUGAAUGAGAAAUGUUUAAGAUUCUGAACAAUUUCUAGACAAAUUUGUGAUAUUAAUCAUGUGAGUCAGUGAUUAAAACUACUACAAAUUAUUUCUGGUAACUGAAAUGAAGUUGGAAUAAAAUAUAAAUAUCAGAUGCAUGCUUAAAAACUUAGAUGAAACUAAUUGAAAUAAUUAAUUUAAAAUACUAAAAUUGAAACUAAAAACUAAAACUAAUAAAAAUGACAAAAGUGCAUAACAAAUAUAUAUAUAAUACUAAAAAAAACACUGCUCAAAAUUCUCAAAUCAUGAUGGAGAACAUGGAAUUAAAUAAAUAAACAGAUAAAUAAAGAAGAAAACGUAAGCUAGUGGUUUCAGACUUUUUGGACGUCACUGUAUAAGGUCAGAUUUGACAGUGAGUGGUCAGAGACUAAUAAACAGUCCUGAAUAUGGAUGUUUCACAUCAAGAUCCUUCAAGGCUUCAUCAAGCGCUUCUUCACCUAAACAUGUUUAUUCAAACCGCUUGUUCCCUCCCUGGGAGAGAAGCGUGCAUACAGAGAAUAGGUGGCUUAUUUUGGACUGGUUCAAAAGAGUUGACAGAGAUGAAAGAAUAUUGUGGAAUAAUUUUACUGACAGCUCUCAUUUCAGCAUACUGAAGCGACUUUUACUUCUAUUGAUUGUGUUCUUGUUUACACCUGCAGAGAUACUUGACAAACGAAUAUAUUUACUAAACCAGCAGUGCUGGGGAAGAUACUUAAAACUCUUUAAGCCACUCGUCAUUUAAGAAAGGUGAAAUUCAUCAAAGCUAUACUCUGAAAAAUAUGCGCUUUUUAAGCUUAACGUGAAUAAUUUAAUCAGAUCUGCAUUGAUUCUGGUACAAAAUAAGGGGAUUUAAAUGAAUAAACGCUCUCAAUUAGAGUGACUUAAUUAAACAUGAACAGAUAAAUUUACACUAAAUACAACAACAAACUAGAAUAUACUCAUUUAUAUGGCCAAGUUAAAAUUUUAGUAACAUUUAACAAAAUAUUUCACUAUUAUAGAAGCACUUAAAAUGCCAUGCAGAUGCAGGGACUCAACGAGUGAGUUGUUUUUUUAAUCUGAAAUAAUUCACUAAAUGAAUUUACUAAAUAUGUUAGGAGAGUGUGUUUGAUUAUCACCUCAGUGGGUGAUAUAAUGUGACAUAAAAACCAAUAUGGGGGAUUUGUUAUACUGCCUUGCUACUUGUUGUACAAAUAACUUGUUUUUGGAAAAACUACACUGUUGAAACCAGCUGAGCUACUGUCACGGUACUGAAAAAGAUGAAUUGACAAAAAAGUACCUCUUUACUGCUAAAUAUCAUACUUUAAUUUGGUUGUGUAUUUUCCUUAGGCUAUAUGUAGUGUUUAUUCUUUAAUAAAAGGUAUUGUAGUAGGGCUACGUAAUUUAAACAUUCUAAAGGGCCGGUUCCACACCGCAUUUCUGCUGUUAAAAAUGAAAGAUGGCGAUCAGUGUAAUAAAAGACCCCAGCAAAGUCUAAAGAAGUUUUAGAAGUUUUAGAAUGCAGUGUCAUGCACGAGACAUCCGUCUAGCACGUUUGCAUUGAACAACUAUGGAAAAAUUGUGCAGUGGAAUAUACGCGUUCUGUGUGAAUGGCCACUUUACAUUUUCUCAUUAUGAUGUCAGUCCUGGUUUCAGUCAUUUUAAAUGGCGUGAGAAAGAAUUUUACUGUGACGAAUGCUGUAGAACAUUUUCUGUGGACUGUCAAUCGGAGAACUUCUGUUUUGUGCUAAUAUGAUGUUUCUCUAAAGGACAUUCUCAACGUCGUCUCUGAAGGAGACUAUCCUCCUCUCUAAACAAGGGCUGAACAUGCUUCACAUCAGCAAUAAUACCACUGGGGAUUCUGACCGGCCUCCAGGAUUGCACUUAAACCGACAGGACUGUCAAUGGUGGUCGAUAACAUUAUGGGAUUUAACGGACAGAAUUCACUGUACUAUGUUCUCAGUUUUACUGUGUGCUUUUACCACACUAACCUGAACCAGUUAAUUGUCAUUAAAUCUGAUAAAUGGAA
Messenger RNA from Megalobrama amblycephala (Wuchang bream), 3901 nucleotides. It is a transcript of the gene fndc5a, whose product is annotated as fibronectin type III domain containing 5a. Gene Ontology annotation, molecular function: protein binding. The coding region runs from base 234 to 896 and encodes 220 amino acids. The transcript is spliced from 5 exons. NCBI's taxonomy places the organism in Eukaryota, Metazoa, Chordata, Actinopteri, Cypriniformes, Xenocyprididae. The record is from RefSeq and is a predicted model, not a curated record.